Alnus glutinosa is the source of this 1501-nucleotide messenger RNA. RefSeq names its product fructose-1,6-bisphosphatase, cytosolic. Gene Ontology annotation, biological process: sucrose biosynthetic process; fructose 6-phosphate metabolic process; fructose metabolic process. The transcript has 12 exons. Gene Ontology annotation, cellular component: cytoplasm; cytosol. Gene Ontology annotation, molecular function: fructose 1,6-bisphosphate 1-phosphatase activity. Lineage: Eukaryota; Viridiplantae; Streptophyta; Magnoliopsida; Fagales; Betulaceae. The record is from RefSeq and is a predicted model, not a curated record. The coding region runs from base 309 to 1331 and encodes 340 amino acids.
UCUCGUCCGCUUCGAACUAACGAAGAGAGAGACAAAGAAAGAGAGAGAUAUUGAAAAAAACCUGGUAACCGCCGAAUCGGAUUCAGAAAAGGACAGUGGACGAAUGGCGUUAUCUGCACUUGGCAGUGACGACCACUAGCUCGCUCGCUCGCUCCACGCCCGCCACGUGUCGUGCGAAACCUCGGUUGCCUCCAGAUAGGCCCAUCCCCCCUUCGCAGUUCUUUAUCCUCUCUCUCGAACCGAGCACCAACCGCGGAGAAAACCCCCUAGCCGCAGAGAAAGAAAGGAAAGAAUCGUGUUAAUCGAAGAUGGAUCACGCGGCGGAUGCGCACCGGACGGACCUGAUGACCAUAACGCGUUUCGUGCUGAACGAGCAGUCGAAGCACCCGGAGUCGCGCGGCGACUUCACCAUCUUGCUCAGUAACAUUGUGCUUGGCUGCAAGUUCGUCUGCUCGGCCGUGAACAAGGCGGGUCUUGCCAAACUCAUUGGACUUGCUGGAGAGACCAAUGUUCAGGGUGAAGAGCAAAAGAAACUGGAUGUGCUUUCAAAUGAUGUUUUUGUCAAGGCUCUGAUAAGCAGUGGCCGAACUUGCAUCCUUGUAUCAGAAGAGGAUGAGCAGGCAACAUUUGUGGAGCCUUCUAAGCGUGGAAGGUAUGCUGUUGUUUUUGAUCCGUUAGAUGGAUCCUCCAACAUUGACUGUGGAGUUUCAAUUGGAACUAUCUUUGGGAUUUAUAUGGUGAAACAUGGCAAUGAACCAACUCUAGAUGAGGUGUUGCAACCUGGGAAGAAUAUGGUGGCAGCUGGCUAUUGCAUGUAUGGGAGCUCUUGCACGUUAGUGUUAAGCACUGGAACCGGUGUUAAUGGCUUCACGCUUGAUCCAUCUCUUGGCGAGUUCAUUUUAACUCACCCAGACAUCAAGAUUCCAAAGAAAGGAAAGAUAUAUUCAGUAAAUGAAGGAAAUGCCAAGAACUGGGAUGGUCCAACAACCAAGUAUGUUGAAAAGUGCAAGUUUCCCGAAGAUGGUUCAUCACCAAAGUCACUAAGAUACAUUGGAAGCAUGGUAGCUGAUGUCCACCGCACAUUACUCUAUGGUGGUAUCUUUUUGUAUCCCGCUGACAAGAAGAGCCCCAAUGGGAAACUGCGUGUUCUCUAUGAAGUCUUCCCAAUGUCAUUCUUGAUGGAAAAAGCAGGAGGUCAGGCUUUCACUGGCAAGCAACGGGCACUGGACUUGGUUCCGAAGAAUAUUCAUGAGCGAUCUCCAAUAUUCCUUGGCAGCUAUGAUGAUGUUGAGGAAAUUAAAGCUAUCUAUGCUGCUGAAGAUAAGGAAUAAAGUCAUGAUUCUCGUUUCUGUUGUGCCACUUACAUAGCAUCAAUAUUGUCUGCAUUUACCAAAAUUUCAGUCAUCCAUUCACAAGAUGUACUCUUUUUGAGGUUUCUUUGUAAUAAUAUGCUACAGUCUAUUGAUGGAUAUUUAAGUGCAAGCUCAUAUAUUAUUGAGAA